AUGUCGAAGUCAUAUAUUCUUAUCACGGGGGCAAUUGUUAUAUCCAUGGAUGUAUCAGAUGGGGAGCCCCUGGACUGCGAUAUUCUUAUAGAAAAUGAAAGAAUCAAGGCUGUAGGCCGAGAUCUUUCUGCGCCGAAUGACGGGAGGGUGGUCACUAUCGAUGCAAAAAACUGCAUCGUAACACCGGGGUUCAUCAACGGCCAUCAUCACAUGUGGCAGCAUCUCCUGCGGGGUCUCACAGUUGAUUGGUCUCUUUUUGGCUAUUGCUGUCACCUGCGGAGCGUGUACGGAAGUUUGUACACACCAGAGGAUGUCUACUUCGCGAACUAUGCUGCUGCGUUGAGUCUGCUUAACAAUGGCGUCACGACCGUCCUGGACCACUGCCACGUGAUAAACUCGCCUGCGCAUGCUGACAUGGCUGUGAAGGGUCUAAAAGAUGCUGCUAUUCGAGGCACAUUUUGUUAUGGGUUCUACCAAAACCCAAUAGUACCUGGGGAUCUCGCUAGUGCUGCGACAGACCCGUUCGACCAAGCCACUAGAGUCAAUGAUGCUCUCCGUGUGCGUCAAGAACAUUUCUCGAGCAACGAUGCCAGCAGUACACUUCUCACCUUCGGGAUUGCGUUGAACGAGCCGCCGAUGCAGCUCCGGGAAAAGAAUCUCGAAGAGUUGGUCAUCGCGAGGAAAUUGGGAGCUAGACUCGCCACUGUACAUUCUUCAGUGGUCUCCCAUGGGGCCCCAAAGCCUGAAAUCGUGCAGCAAUUUUUCGAUGCGAAGUUACUUGGGUCGGACAUUGUGUUCAGCCACGGGGCUUGGAUGACAGAUAGCGAGCUGGCUGCGGUCCGAAGUUCUGGUGCUGGUAUUGUCAGUACACCUGAUACGGAGCUGCAGAUGGGCAUGGGGUCUCCUAUAGCAUGGAAAGCGGCUGAUCUGGGCUGUCGGACGUGCCUUGGGCUUGACAUUACGUCGAAUCAUGGUAAUGACUUUAUGGCACAGAUGAGGCUAGCACUUCAGACACAAAGAGCUCACGAACAUGACCAGACAGUACACAGGGAUGUCCGCAGGAAAGCAAAGGAUGUAUUACGCAUGGCAACGCUGGGCGGGGCAGAGGUUAUGCAGAUGGAGUCGUUGAUCGGUUCUAUCGUUUCCGGGAAAAAGGCCGACCUUGUUAUUUUCCGCUGUGAAGAUAUUGAUACGGUGCCUGUUGUGGACCCUGUCGGGACCGUGGUCUUUCAUGCAACGCCGGGAAAUAUUGACACGGUUAUCGUCGACGGGAAGAUUGUCAAGCAGAACGGUCAGCUUGUGGGUGUUGACUGGCACUCUCUACAUGAUCAGAUAGUAAGCAGGUCCCGACGACUGAGGGACGAAGCAGCCAAAGUCGAUAUGGGCGAAUCAGAAGCUAUAUUCCACUCCCUGUUUGAGAAAGCCAUGCAAGAGUGA
Molecule: messenger RNA, 1437 nt
Organism: Penicillium atrosanguineum
Lineage: Eukaryota; Fungi; Ascomycota; Eurotiomycetes; Eurotiales; Aspergillaceae
Product: ankyrin
Exons: 1
Coding region: 1-1437 (478 amino acids)
Molecular function (GO): hydrolase activity, acting on carbon-nitrogen (but not peptide) bonds
Source: RefSeq, a predicted model, not a curated record